AUGAAAUAUUCAAAUAUGUUCUCUCCGGUGGGUCAACGAGUCUUACAUAAGUGCCUCAAAAUUUUGAGGUUAACUUUUGUUGAUUAUAGCAGUUUGCCCGAUUUGAAUAAGUUAAAUAUUGUCAGAACUGUGGAAAAGACAAUAGAUAACAAAGCUUCUGAGAUCUUUGUGGAAAGCCCCAUUCAUGUGAAAGUGCAGCCAAUUGAUGUUAAUGAUAUAAAAGCCCACGACAAGCUGACUAUGAUAUUGUAUAGUAAAGGCAAAGAUACAGGUGAUUUUCAAGUAAAACAAUCUUCUAAACGCCUGGAAUUGCUAAAUAAAAAUACGUCUUCAGACAGAGAUGACGUCUGCCUGAUACAAGUUCCAUAUCAAUUAAAAGUUCAUGUUACCACGACUGACAAUGCUUCAGUGCAUCUGGCGAAAUUAGAAGGAGAAGAGUUUGUGGUAAAAACUCAGAAAGGAACAGUAAAUGUCGCGGAUCUAAAGGCACAGAAUAUUCGAGUGGAGAGUGUGCAGGGUCAAGUCAAGACAGAAGGCAGACUUGUAGCAAGCAAUAUAGACUUGAAAACAGGCAAGGAUGCAGGAAUUGAUUGCAACAAUGUUAUGGCAAAUUCUUUCUCUGUCACGUCUCACGCUGGCUCUAUCAGCGUCAAGUCCUGUUACAGUGACAAGUCCCACUUCAUAACUGCUAUGGGUAAUAUAUCAUUGGAUCAUCUCCAUAGGGCUGUGACCAUAGAUGUGAUUCAGCAAGGAAAUCUGCGCAUCACAGGUUUCUCAGGUAACCUGCAAGCUUCCUUAAAGAGUGGAGAAGUAUUUAUGCAUGCUUCCCAGCUGAUAGACAAAAGCAGUAUUUUCAUACAUGAAAAGGGUAAAGUUGAGUUACUUAUUCAUGACAUACUUAAGAAUUUGCCAGCCACAAAUCUGAUAGCAGAUAGAAUAAAAGUAGAUGACAAAAUAAUGAAGCUGGGCCGGUUCAUGGAUGACUCCCACCCGAAGCGGUUCAGGUUUGAGGGAGAGCCACAUAAUGAAUUGCACAUAGUCUGUAAGAAUGGCUCAAUUGAAUUGAAGGAAACUAACUUACCUUUCAUUUUAUAAUUAUAAUUUAAUAGUAAAUUUACUGUUUGCAAUUCCAUAUUAAUUUAAUUAAAAAUGCAAGAACUUGUUA
This is a messenger RNA of Cydia pomonella (codling moth), 1165 nucleotides long. RefSeq lists its product as uncharacterized. The transcript has a single exon. The record is from RefSeq and is a predicted model, not a curated record. The coding region runs from base 1 to 1095 and encodes 364 amino acids. Lineage: Eukaryota; Metazoa; Arthropoda; Insecta; Lepidoptera; Tortricidae.